AUGUGCUGGGCUCCGGAAGACUGGCAGUUGGUCCGGAGGCGAAGUCGGCUGAAUGGUGUUGUUACGACACCCCAGCAGCAGCUGCGGACGUGCAAUGCAUAUCCAUAUGAAGCCGCAAUUGACAUCUUUAGAGGGAAAGAGAAGCUGACAACAGACAAGCAGCUUCCAUACAGACAGUGCCGCGACUUUGACGUGUCCCUGAAGGAGAAUGACAAGUUGGACUUCAAGAUCGGCAACGUCACCACCGGCACAUUCUCUGUGUCGGAGCUGCCGCAGUCGAACGCUCUUCUUCUGCUGGUGAUCUAUCGUCACGACGUUGAAAGCACCGCAGUAUCGUUCGAGUCUCACAUGUUCAUGGCAGACGAGCCGAACCCGCAGGUUGCUGUGAUCGACACAUUUCUGGGCACGACAGAAUACAGGCCGAUCAUCUAUGCUGGCAACCUCUCGGAGACACUUCGAUUCGGCAGAGUCAUCUCUUUGUCCCCGGGAGACUACGCCAUUCACCUCCAGAACGAUGCCAACGUGACUCAGGAUGUGGUGCCCGUCCGAGCACGAACAGGUGACAAGUAUGUUGUGCUUCGCUCCGGCAUCCAGGCCCAGCGCGGGCCCAGUUUCCAGCAGGAGCUCAUGAUGUACCCUGAGCCAGAAGAGGAUCUUCUGCACAGCUUGAAGAGCAGCGCUAGAUCCAUGGGGGCCAGCUCUCUGCUGAUUCCUACCAUCAUGAUCGCUUUCCGGCAGCGCCUGGGAAGCCUCGCGCUGCUGGCAGCGCUGCUGACACAAGUGCAGGCGACGCAGCUCUCACCUGGGACGCCGCGCAAAGCUUUCGAGGCCGCGGCCCCCAUCCAGAUGCCUCAGCUGAGGGUUUGCAACGCAUUCCCCUCCAAAGAGCCGCUCUCUGUGGCCUGGAGAGACGUCAUCCUAACGGGUGAUGAGCCGUUGUCGUACAAGGCAUGUCGGGACAUACCUUUGUCGAGCGCAAUGAAGGCAGGUGAGAAGCUGCACAUCGGCUUGCGAAAUGGUCCAAGCAACACUUUCCAACUUUCGGAACUUCCGAAAUCUUCCUCGCUUUUGCUGUUGGUCUGCUUCCGACAGGGGAAGACCGCCCUGGAUCUUUCCUUCCGCUCGCAUGCUUUCGAGCCGAUACAGAAUGAGUCGGUCUCCAUUGCAGUGCUGGACACCUACGAUGGCUCUGACAAGUCCGAAGUGCGGAUUGGUCGCGACAUGGAAGUGAACACAGGUGGUGGUGAGCAGAUGUGGUAUGACUCAGUUGUGUCUGUCAGUCCAGGCAACUACCGGCUCUGGCUACGGAGCGAAGACAAGACGAAGGAUGAUCUGCAGUUCGCUGCGAGCACGGCAACUACUUAUGUAGUCAUGCGCGUCGGAGGCGAACCUCACGAGUCGUCCGAUGGUGCGGAGUUCCCGCAGGAGCUCAUGAUCUUCCCGCGGAAAGAGACAGAGGGGGAGCCACUGCGGGAUGACUUCGCUCACCACAGGGAGAUGGGGCCUGUGGUCUGCGCGGCGAAGCCGGCGGUAAGUUUUGCCGAUCAGAAGCCCAUGUGCCAGCCGUGCGCAGCCAUCAGAAUCGAUGACCCCGUCAAGAGGUGCAUGUUUAACACCACCACCUGCGAAAAUGUGGGGCCUGGCCAGACCUGCGAGAUUGACUGUGCUGCGCCGUUCGUACGGAUGGGAAACACCAGCAUUGGCGUGUGUGCAGCCGGGAAUAGUGUUCCGAACAGGAUGCUGGUGUGGGAAGAACCCACCUGCACUUGCCCAGAGCCAGUACCACAGCAGGGCUAUUCAAAGGACAGUGCUGGGCACUGGCACUGUGCACAGGGCUUUGCUGGGAUGCCGGAGAUUGUCUGCCAGCCACUUCCAGGCUGCCUGGGAGUGCAGACGUUCCUGCGUGGUUGUGAGAAGCUGGUGCCCUGCGCGAUGCCCUCCGUGGACAACUGCAGGUUCGACGUUUCUCGCUGCACCCAAGUUCCACCCGGAGGGACCUGUGAGAUUCAUUGCCAGCGGCCCUUGACUGGAAAUCACACAGUGGCAGUCUGCAAGGAUCUCAACACAGAUCCUCUCCAGGAGUUGGAGUAUUUCCCUCUCACCUGUCUCCUCGAGUCCUGCCCAGACCCAUCUCCUUGGCCAAUGGGCUACAACAAGACCCCUGAGGGCAAGUGGGCGUGUGCCAACGGCUAUAACGGCACUGCCCGCAAUCGAUGCGAGUUGAGUGACACAUGGACUGCGGACUGCUCUGCUGCAGCAGCUCUGACUGGCUGCCGGCCAGUGGUCCCUUGCUUGGCUCCGACCGUAACUGGAACGGAGUUCUGUGCACUUGAUUUCUCUGCCUGCACCUCCGUAGAUCCUGGCGAGCAGUGCGAGGUUCACUGCAAGAACCCCUACACUGGGGCCAAGACGGAGGCUUACUGCCCGCAAGGGAACACGAAUCCCAACGGAUUGGUUUGGACGCGGCCCCCGUGCAUCUUGGAGACCUGUGAUGAACCCGGGACCAUCCCGGCGGGCUUUCGCCGUGUGAAUGACGUGUGGGAGUGUGCCCAAAGCUACACCGGCUUCGCCCAGAAGGUUUGUGACAUGACGGACAACUGCGAGGUUAGGGCUGUCCUACAGGGCUGUGCCCAGCUUGUGCCUUGCCAAGCGGAGCAGUCUGACUGUCGCCUGGAGCUCGGGGAGUGCGUGCGUGUUGAGCACUUCAAUCACUCGAUGCAGACCUGGCACGUGAAGCGAGGCUACGACAUGUACGGCUGUGUCAGCGUCCAGCCCGGAUCUACCUGCCGGAUUCGAUGUCAGGUUCCGUUCGCUGGCACGGAGACCAUGGGAACAUGUUUGGAUGGCAACACCGCCACCGACGGUUUGGUUUGGACACCGCCUGUCUGCACGAUAGACACUUGCGCCGACCCGGCUGAUGGUGGUGGCUAUCAGAAGGUGGAGAACGUGUGGGAGUGCGCCCCAGGCUACUCAGGCAUGGCCACAAAGACCUGCCAAUGGGCGGAGGAUGCUUGUGAAGCCAGCCCAAUGCUCUCCGGCUGUGUGCCGGAGCAACCUUGUCGCCUGCCAGAUCUGGGCGACGUACCUUGCAUGUACGACACGUCGGGCUGCAUGAAUGUGGAGCCCGGAAAGGUGUGUAGCAUCCGCUGCCAGGCUCCUUACAUCGGACCACAGACGGAUUUCACCUGUCCGGUGGCUAACACGGACCCUGAGAUGCCCUUGCAAGGUGUGUUGCCCGUCUGUGGCUGUGCCGAAGCGAACCCAAUCCCGCCUGGAUACAAUGUGACUCGCGACCAGUUUGAGAACACGGUGACCUAUUCCUGUGCCACCGGCUACGCAGGUGUUGCACAGAAGGUCUGCCUUCCUGGCAGCGGCCCCGAAUGCACUGUGGAUCCGCUCAUGACAGGUUGUGCGAUCCCCUUGGCUUGCGAGGCCGUUUUCCAAGACGAAGGCUCCGGAGAGGGCCUGGCGCGUGGGCACCUUCACUUCGGGCCAGCAUUGGUGGGCGCUGCCGUGGACGAGGCCGACGUCUUGCGAUACGAAGUCUAUUGGGCUGACAGCUGCGAAGACCGCGUGGAGCAGCAGGCUCUGGGCAGAUCUGUGUCUGGCCUGGGCGAUGCCUGCUGCAGGACGGACGUGUAUCGGGUCAGCAUAGACAGCCGGAAGCCGAGCACUGCGACGGGCUUCGUCGUCUACGCAGUCCUGGAGUCCGGCUUGGCACCUGUCGGCGUCUAUGUUCACUUGAACGAGACUCUCCUGGAUCGCGCGAUCAUCUCCAGCAAAGCCACUGCCGGUGCUCCAGCGGCUCGGCGGGCGAAUAGCACCUGGCCUCCUGCCGUCUGCGGACUCAUGGAAGCCCUAGAGCUCGCUCAAUCUUACUCUGAAUAUCUCCACGCAAACGCUUGA
Messenger RNA from Symbiodinium sp. CCMP2592, 3906 nucleotides. NCBI's taxonomy places the organism in Eukaryota, Dinophyceae, Suessiales, Symbiodiniaceae. The record is from the annotation of a GenBank genome assembly.